This is a messenger RNA of Dichotomopilus funicola, 1878 nucleotides long. RefSeq lists its product as uncharacterized. NCBI's taxonomy places the organism in Eukaryota, Fungi, Ascomycota, Sordariomycetes, Sordariales, Chaetomiaceae. The record is from RefSeq and is a predicted model, not a curated record. The transcript has 3 exons. The coding region runs from base 1 to 1878 and encodes 625 amino acids.
AUGUCAGGGUUCGAGAUCGCCGGCGUCAUCCUGGGCGCCUAUCCAAUCCUCAUGUCCGCGCUCAAAGGAUAUGGGGAGCUGGCCAGAAAAGUCGGGGUUUGGAACAACAUCCGCCAAGAAUACCAGAAAUGCAAAAACGAAAUCAACGCCCAGAACGUAGCCUUUAUUGGAAAUCUACGGCGGUUACUCCUCACUAUUCGAGUGGACGACGUGACGAUCUCUUGCCUUUUAGCCGACCCGGGAGGGCAGGAAUGGGGAAACGCGGAUCUGGCACAAUCGCUUGAGAAGUAUCUACAAGACUCACACGACGUAUUCCUGCACACUAUCGAAGAUAUGAAUCGCGUCAUGGUGGAGUUGAAACGGGAGAUAGUCAUCGAUGCGGAAAAUCUGCGACAGAGAGUGGAAGCGACCAGGUCAGCGGAGCUGUCGACUCGACUCAAAGAAGCUUUCAGGAAAUUCGGCACGACGAGGGACUACCAGUUGUACCGGAUGCAGUUUACCCUAGGAGAAACCACACGAAAGCGGCUUUUUGAUGAAAUUAAAAGUUAUAACGACCGACUUCGAAAUCUCCUUGAGACCACUAGUGCUAUGUCCCAAGCGCAGAAGUCUAGAGAUACAGCUAGAAAGGUUCGCGAAGACGCCUUAGUCUGUGGGCUUUGGAAACGUGCCGACCAACUGUACAGCGUUCUCUCCGAGGCUUGGAACUGUAACUGCCGGAAGCAUCACCAUGCACAUAUGAUGCUGCAGGACCGGCACCGACCGUCUCCUGAGCCGCAUUUCCGGCUCAUGCUGUGGUCCAGUUCGCCUCACCUGCCAUCCGACCAGACCCCUCAGCCUUUGUUCUGCCGUCCUGUUCGAGUCGAGAUCUCCAACGAGCUUAACAUAACCGGAACCGUGCCCAUCACAGUCGACGCAACAACCGCCUUACGCCCAGGCACAUCCCCAGCACACAGAACUGCCACACCGCUCCGGCCCAGUACGGCCUCCAGCAAGCAGCAGAAACAAUUCCUACGGGCAAGAGUACCACUAAUUACAACCACCUUGACUGAGAACAACCCGAACCCAAGAACGGAAGCCCAUGAAUUGGCACAGCGAGAGCAUCAGCAACAGGUUCCUCAAAUUUCAAGUCUCUGCAUCACACUCCGUCAAAAGCCGUCCCCCCCUACACGCUGCCACGGGUAUUUACUUGACGCGGUGGGCACCAAGCGGUAUUACCUACAUGCGAUCGACCAUGCAGCGGAUACGGAGAAUAGCACCCCUAGUAAUUCAAAUCCGAGCAAACCAACAGCCAUCACGCUCGAAACCAUCCUCCGUGAUUCGAAAACCCCAUUAACCCGACUGCAGCGGUUUUCUCUAGCCGUCACCGUCGCCUCGUCAUUCAUCCAAUUUGCCGGUACGCCAUGGCUCAAAUCCCGUUGGGCCAAAUCCGAUGUGGUGUUUUUCCCCGAUCCGGAUAACCCACGCGCCCCAGGUGUACUUCCCGAGCAGCCGUUUGUUAGCCGAGAUUUCCUCAUUGACAACUCUGCUCCUCAAAUGCCAGCUCCAGUCUCACCACAAAUCAGAGUCGCCGACCGGAUUAUCGACGGAUUGGAGUCCCUGGGUAUAGUCCUCCUAGAAUUGUGCUUUGGUAAGCCGAUCGAGCAGCACUCGUCCUGGCCGUCGAUAGCGCCAACCGGGUCGAGUCUUCUGGCGGCACUGGAGUGGUUAAAAGAAGUCGCCGAAGAGGCCGGGCCCGAGUAUGCCGAUGCCGUUGCGUGGUGUCUGAUCGGCGGUCGGACAAUCUCAACGGAUCGCGGGGACGGCUGGAGGGCGAUCAUGUCGGACCGUGUUGUCAAGCCGUUGGGACAGUGUCGAAGUUAUAUUGCGCCUGUGAGAUAG